CUCCUCUCGCGCUCAAACAGGCGCGCCUUUGCUUCGCAACGAUCGCCCCUGCCAAUCUAUCCGCGACAUGACUCGACAGCGCAUCCUCGCGUUUCGGACUGCACAGCUUUCGGCAUGUCCUGCCGGUAUGGCUAUCCUCAGACUGCCUUGUCCUCCUCUCACGACUUUUGAACGUCGCAAGCAAAAGCUCUUUACGAUUCCCCGGCAGAAUGCUCAAGUCGAGCCUCGUCGUGUUGGCCCUCAGUGCAGUCGCUUUCGCCAGCCCGGCAGUCAAGCUCUGUCAUUCGACCACGACGGCGUGCACGCUCGAUGAGCAGCGCGUCAGUGAGCGUGGUGUGUUGCUUGCACCCACCGAUGCUCAGGCCAUCGCCAACUGUCCCGAGAGCUCGCUCGUGCUGGGAAUGGUCAAACUUCCGAAAUGGGUCGCCAGUGUCGUGCCCCAUCUUGGCUUGCCCACCGAGCCCCAUGCCUACGACUAUGAGCUUGAUGGUCACUUCUGGACUGCCAUCGAUGUUCACUCCCGUGCCAUCCAGAGCGUGCUGCCUUUGCCCAACAACAUGGUCGAUGGCGUCAAAGCUCUCAAUCUGACGCUCUUCGGCCUUCCCUCUGACAAGCGCAAACCGGUCAUCGUCGCGAUCGGCCUCGACUUUAGAGCUUGCGAAGCUGCAUGAUUAGACAAUGUAACAUGCAGAUCUUACAACAUGAGGA
This is a messenger RNA of Mixia osmundae IAM 14324, 708 nucleotides long. RefSeq lists its product as uncharacterized. The record is from RefSeq and is a predicted model, not a curated record. NCBI's taxonomy places the organism in Eukaryota, Fungi, Basidiomycota, Mixiomycetes, Mixiales, Mixiaceae. The transcript is spliced from 4 exons. The coding region runs from base 210 to 671 and encodes 153 amino acids.